Messenger RNA from Notechis scutatus (mainland tiger snake), 591 nucleotides. The record is from RefSeq and is a predicted model, not a curated record. Lineage: Eukaryota; Metazoa; Chordata; Lepidosauria; Squamata; Elapidae.
GUGGGCUUCGGCUUAGAGCACGUUUCUCGCGAGCAGAUCCGGGAGGUGGAAGAAGACCUGGACGAGCUGUACGACAGCCUGGAGAUGUACAACCCCAGCGACAGCGGCCCCGAGAUGGAGGACACGGAGAGCAUCCUCAGCACCCCGAAACCCAAACUGAAACCUUUCUUUGAAGGAAUGUCCCAGUCCAGUUCCCAGACAGAAAUUGGAAGCCUGAACAGUAAAGGAAGCCUUGGCAAGGACGCCACCAGCCCGAUCGAAGCCUCCUCCGGGGACAAACUCAAACAGAAUCGGACCAAAAACAUGGAUGACAACAUCAACGAAACGGACAUCCUGGAAGGGAACGAGCAGGACGCUUACGGGGACCUAUCCAACACCUUAAUUAUCCCCGAAAAAGUCAAGACGCCGAUGAAAACGAACAAGGGGGAGCUUCAAAGCAUGGCCUCACCUAGCAAAAUGGACAGCGCCGUGCACACCCCGCGUCAGAAACGCAGCACCCCGCUCAAGGAACGUCAACUUUCCAAGCCGCUGAGUGAAAGGACCAACAGCUCGGACAGCGAAAGGUCCCCGGAUUUAUGUCACAGUACACAG